Tricharina praecox is the source of this 1516-nucleotide messenger RNA. RefSeq names its product cryptococcal mannosyltransferase 1-domain-containing protein. The transcript has a single exon. Bases 97 to 1287 code for a protein of 396 amino acids. NCBI's taxonomy places the organism in Eukaryota, Fungi, Ascomycota, Pezizomycetes, Pezizales, Pyronemataceae. The record is from RefSeq and is a predicted model, not a curated record.
AAACUGGACCCGUCCUUCGUCCAAGCUCCCGUCCCGCCGCACACCUAGAAAUACCUACACACUAUCUCCCCCGCCCAUGCCUCCACCACCGAAACCAUGGCCCGCAUCCGCGAUCGACACCACCGCCUCCUCGUCCUCUGCACCGUGACUCUCCUCCUCGUCUUCUACUUCCAUUCACACACUACCCCAGCACCACCACCACCACCACCACCACCACCACCGCUGCCCCUCCCCCAGGGCCGCAUCCUCAUAGCUUCCAAUCACUGGAACUCCGCAAAGAUCCUACCCGUGUGGUCCGCCGCGGUCCUCUCGCUCAUCGAGCACCUCGGCGCCGAGAAUGUCUACUUCAGCCUGUACGAGUCAGGGUCAUGGGACAACACCAAGUCGCAGCUGCGGGCGCUCGACCACUCGCUCGGCCAGCUCGGUGUGCCACGGUCCAUCAUCCUCGACGAGGUCACCCACGCGGAGGAGAUAUCGCGUCCGCGUGGCCUCAACGAGCCAGGCUGGCUCUUCAACCGCGCCUCAGCUCGCUGGGAGCUGCGACGGAUCCCGUACCUCGCGCGCCUGCGCAACCUGGUGCUCUCGCCGCUGCAGGACCCGGCGAUCACCAACGCCACCCACAGCUUCAGCCGGAUCCUCUUCCUCAACGACGUGGUAUUCACCGCCGCUGACGCCCUCACCCUCCUGAACACCCGCGACGGCAACUACGCCGCCGCUUGCGCGCUCGACUUCCGCUACGCUAGAGAGUUCUACGAUACCUUUGCGCUGCGCGAUAGCAAGGGCCGCCCCGCUGUCUCCCAGCGUUGGCCGUACUUCGGCGCGGGACUGUCGCGCCGUCUGCUCGCCGCGGGGGCACCAGAGGUGCCCGUCAGCUCGUGCUGGAACGGCAUGGUCGCCUUCGAUGCCCGGCCGUUCUUGGGGGCCGGGGGGCUCAGGUUUCGCGGGGUGGACGACGCGCUGGCGGAGUUGCACGUCGAGGGGAGUGAGUGCUGUCUUGUGCACUACGAUAACCCGUUGACGAGGGAGAAGGGCAGGGGCGUGUGGGUCAAUACGCAAGUGAGGGUCGGGUACACCGUAGAGGCGUAUGAAGGCACCAGGAACUGGCCGACGUGGCGCGAGAGGGCGUGGGGGUGGGUGACGGCGCUGGUGACCGGCGUGCUGGGACUGCCGUGGAGGGACGGGAGGAUCGCGAGGAGGCUGCAGAGCUGGGGCGGUACCGAGGUCGGUGCGGAUUGUCUGAUCGAUGAGAUGCAGGUGCUGAGGAGUAAUGGGUGGAAACACUUGUAGGCUGGGGGUUGGUUGUCGUUACCAGUAGACGGCUCUGAUGGCCCAGCGAGGGAAUGGGAACGUUGCCCUUUAUAGUAGGCGACGCUUUGCAAUAGCACCUGCCACAAGAAUCAAGAUUCACUGUAACAUACUGAUGUUGUAUCCUUAGCCUGAAUGUCAUUACCUACUCUACAUGGCAACCGGCUUUGUAGAUUGACUGCCGUGAUCUACGGAAGGUGGAAUGCAGCGG